CCGUUCCAACUGCACACAAGAUCCCUCUUCUUUUUUUUAGUUUUAUUCAAGAAAAACCCAAUUAUCACACCUCUCAUUUCGAGGUAAAAUCCUGCUCUGUCGUUCUCGUUUUCUUCUUCUCAAAUUUCCCAUUUAAUCCUUUUGUUUUAUUGCGGACGUGGAUGCGACAGGGUGCGUGAUUGUAUAAUAUAGUUCAAGAAUGAAUCCUGGGUGGAAGAAAGAUUGAAUCUUUGUAUUGAUUUCAGAUCUGGGCCUUGGGUAAAGUAGGCAGCGGGAGUCUUGAUUGAUGGAAAUGGAAGAUAAUGACGAGAGAAAAGGCUCUCCAUCAGCUGGGGAAGGCGAGGGAUUUGCUCCUGUCGAUGCAACAGAAGCUGAGACAGCUGCCGAUUCAGUUGAUCAGAUAGAUUCCGUCACCCGAAGCGAGGGAUCUGCAUUGGAUUCUUUUCAAAGUUUACCAAGAGACACAAUGGUAGCAGAUGAUGUGGUAAAGGAGGAUACAUUUGUUGAUUGUCCGGAUGAAAUAGAAGUUUCCGAAUCCCAACAAAAUUCUGAGGAGAAGGAUAAUUCACAAGAUAAUUUACAAGAUGAUCAAGCUGAUGAAUCAGAUAGUGGAAUCAAAGUCCCUGAAAUGAUAGAUGAGAUAGAACAGUUGCGGGAUAAACUUGAGAAGAGUGUUUCUGAGAAAGAGAAAUUGGCACAAGACUAUGAGGGAGAAAGAGCAGUGCUUAUGCAAGAACUUUCCCAACUCCUUCACCAGUUGAAGGUUUCGCAUGAGCAACGCCUUGCAGCAGAUGACAGAGCUCAUGAAUUCAUUAAUCAUCAUCAGAAUGAAUUCGUGACUCUGGAUGCAACAACUGUGGGAUCUGGUGCCUCUUUGCAUGAGAUUAUAAGUGAUUGCUCUAGGUUGCUUGAAAUCACUACCAAUGAGCGUCAGCAGACCGAGGAGAAACUGAGAGUGCAGCUUGAGACUGAUCGGCAUAUUGAGGAAACUGCAAACAGGAUUCUAUCAUCCCUUCCCAUGGUGGAUCAUCACGAUCAACUGUGGGACAGGUCGCUCAUAGAAAAGGUAUAUAGUAUCGAGAAAUCUGUCGCAUUUGUGGUUGAAAAGUAUAGCAUUCUUGUUUCUGGAAGUGACCAGCUUAAGGGAUGUUUAAAUGAGGUAGGAUUAGAUUUCAACAACAUUGAUGAAAUCGGAACUUUUUCCUUGGCCCAUGAUAAGAUUCUCGAACUCAGAAGAAAUGAAGAGGAUAUGCACCAAAAACUUAGCAAUUUAGAAAAUGAAAAUAGGAAUUUGGGGGAACUGUUAGAGAAACAAAACUCAGCUCUUGAAAAUGUGAAUGCAGAAAUUCAAAGACUUAGUGCAGAAGUUGAACAAGAAAAGAACAGGUAUGCAAACUCAAAAGAGAAGCUUAGCAUGGCCGUGACAAAAGGAAAGGCAUUGGUACAACAGAGAGAUUCGCUAAGGCAGUUGUUGCAAGAGAAAACUAGUGAGUUUGAUAGAUGCACAAUUGAACUCCAAGAGAAGUCAACUGCCUUAGAGGCUGCAGAAAUGGCAAAGGAAAUGGUUGCAUCUAGUGAAAAAUUUGCUGCUUCGCUGCAAGAGUCUCUUGCAGAGAAGGAAAUGAUUCUUCAGAAAUGUGGAGAAAUAUUAUCCGAGAGUUUGGAAACUAAGGAACUUCAGCCAACGGAUAUCGCUGAAACGAUCAGAUGGCUUGCAGAUGAAAACAGAUCACUCAAGGAUAUAUCUGUACAAUAUCAUAAACUGACUGAUGCAUUAUCGUCCUUUGAUUUUCCUGAAGUAGUGGCUUCAAGUGAAUUAGAUGUGCGUGUCCAUUACCUUGCAGAAUCAUCUUUUGUGUUUAAAGAAGAAGCUACGAAGUUGCAACAGGAGCUAACUAAAGCAAUAGAGGCUGCAAACAGGGAGAUAGAGCAUCUUACCACAUCACUUUUAGCUGAAAUACAAGAGAAAACUGAUCUUCAAACAGAAGUGGAGGCCUUAAGAAGUAAUCAUGAAGCUUAUGAAAGGUCACAAAAUGAGAUAACUGAAACUAAGCAGUCUGUAAACAAUGAGAUUGAUCGCCUAACAUCGUCUCUUUUAGUGGAAUCACAGGAGAAGGGCCAUCUUCAGGAGGAACUGGAGAACCUGAGACAGAAAUACGAAGGAUUAGUGGAAAAGGAAUAUCAGGUUUCACUGGAGAAAGUUAAGAUAGUAGGCAUAUUGCUGGAUGCAUCUGGACUUGCGGAUGAUGAUCACAGAGAGGCUCGUCCAGAGAACACUGAUACGAGCACCAUUAUUGAUUAUUGUGUUGCAAAGAUUAGGGAAAAUGCAUCUGCUGCCGAACCUUCACUAGCAAAAGCAGAGUUAUUUGAAAGCUUCACAAGUCUUCUGUAUGUCAGAGAUCUGGAAAUGACUCUAUAUAAGCAAAUAAUAGAGGAAGGUACAUCAGAAAGGGAACAGGUCUGUCAAUUGUCGGAGGAGUUGAAAUUGAAAACUCUAGAACUUAAUUCACUCAAGGAUGAGAAAGCCGCCAUGCAGAAAAGCCUUGAUCAGAUAGAGGAUAGAUGUGCUUUAGUGAAGGAGAAGUUAUCUAUGGCGGUCAAAAAAGGCAAGGGGCUCGUUCAAGAACGGGAAAACCUGAAAGGUUCUAUAAAUGAAAAGAAUGCUGAAAUUGAUAAUUUGAAGUCUGAACUGCAGCAAUAUGUGGCCAAAUGUGCUGAAUUCCAAGAUCAGAUCUCGAAGUUGUUAGUUGAUGUAGAACGUAUAUCUCUAUUGGAGAGAGACCUAGCCUCUACCACGGAACAAAAAGAUCAACUUGAGCAGUUCUUAACAGAGAGCAACACUAUGCUACAAAGAGUCACACAGUCCAUUGAAGGCAUUAGUACUCCGACUGAUCUCUUCUUCAAUGAGCCCGCAGAGAAGUUAAGAUGGCUCGCUGGAUAUCUCAGUGAUAGUGAAAUUUCAAAGACACAAAUUGAACAAGAACUGAGGAGUGUAAACGACGAAGCCAGUUCAUUGGCCAGCAAAUUGUCCGAAGCCCAGGCAGUGAUAAAAUCACUUGAAGAUGCCUUAUCGGUUGUAGAAAAAAGCAGGUCUGAUCUCUUGGAUGAGAAGAAAGAACUUGAGGUUUCCAAGGCUCUCUUGGAGGAAGAGCUGCAGAAGGAAAAAGAGAAAGCUUCUUCAUAUACAAGCAAGUAUGACGAGCUUCUUGUGAGUUCAAAAGCACUUGAAGAUGCUCUGUCAAUAACAGAGGACAAUGUUUCCAGGUUAACGAACGAGAGAGAUGUAGCGGUAGAAGGCAAAUCUCUUGCUGAAGAGCAACUAAAUAAAUUAAAGGAGAUGCUUUCUGUCAAUGUUAAAAAACUGGACGACGCCGACAAAAUUAUCCAGUCCCUUGAAGAUGAAUUGUCUCAGGCACAGAAGAAUGCGUCGCUACUUGUUGAAGAAAACAGUAAAGUUCAAACUGGCCAAGCUGAUUUGGAUGGUGAGAUAAAGAGAAUUAGAGAAGAAGCUGACUUGCUUGCUACUAAGCUUGCUGAAUCCUCCGUAACAAUCCAAUCGCUUGAGGGAGAAUUACUAAAUUCACAGAAUAACAUGGCAGAUCUGGUUCGGGAAAAAGAAAAUGCUGAGAAAGAGAUAAAUUCACUUACCUCUAAACUGGAAUCUUGUAUGGAAGAGUUAUCUGGCAACCAAAGUAGCAUACAGAGUCGGAGUUUAGAGCUCUCUGGUCAGUUUGACAGACUUCAGUUACUUCUAAAAGAUGAUACGCUUUCAACCUUGCUUGGGCAAUGUUUCCAGAGAAAAUUUGAGAGCCUAAAGAGCUUAGAUUUUCUAAUUAAAGAGAUCUGGAACUGUUCCCUGGAGAUGGACUCUGAUAUGCCGCAAAACAGUCCUAUCGUGAAGGAUGAUUCGCUCCUUUCAACUACUUUCCCGUCUAACACUGAUAUUGCUCCAAACUUGGAAUUGUUGAAUGAUGAGGGAAAUGCAGUCGAUGGUGAGAGCAUGUUUGACAUUGAGAACAUGAUGAAAAGAUAUCACGUGAGAAGCAAAAUUCUGGCUGAUAAUUUCAAUAAGUUGUCCGCACUUUUUGAUGAAUCUAUGGAUGCUAUGUUGAGAGGGUUAAACUUAAGGAAGGACGAAAUAGUCAAUGCCAUGAAAUAUACAUCCUCUCUCAAAGAUCAAGUCAAGGAAAUUGAAACAGAUAAGAAGAGACAGGAGGAUACUAUAGUGUCACUGGAACGUGAUAUCAGAAGUUUGGUGUCUGCUUGUACUGAUGCCACUCAUGGAUUGGAGUUGAAUAAUAAGGAAGUUGUGUCCAAGCUGAUAUCUAUUGAUGAAUUGGUAAACCUAGAUGGCAGAAUUCCCAUGGAUUCGGAAGCAGAUAUUGAUGAUGAAGAGAUAACACUUGCUACUGACCAUGUAAAGACGGCUCAGAAGCUAAUACUUGCUGCGAGACGGAAUCAAGAUCUUGGUAUGGUGUUUCAGGAUGCUAUAAGUAAGUUGAUGGAUAUGACAGGGAAUAUGCAGAACAAACUGAAACAGGCUCAGAAGACUUCCGAUGAAAUCUUGGAAGAGAGAGAUCUAUACAAAGAUAAAAUCUUGAAAUUGGAGACUGAUCUGAAAGUACAGCAAAGCUUGCAUACUGAGAUGACUAUCAAACUAGAAGAUAUGCAGAGCAUGCUGAGAGAAACUCAAGUAACUUGUGACGAAGCCUUGAAAGAAAGAGAUCUAUACAAAGAAAAAAUCUUGAAAUCGGAAACUGAUAUGAAAGCACAGCAAGAUGAAAUUAAUGAAAUGGCAAUCAAGCUAGAAGAUCAGAGGAAAAGAGAAGCAGAAUUGUCUUCUUCAUUAUCCAAAUUUCGUGAUAGAGAAGCAGAAUUGUCUUCUUCCUUAUCCAAAUUCCACGAACUGGAGGAGACUUUAUCGGCAUCUCAAGUUAAAUCCGUUCUUGAUAAAAUAAAACUGAUCAAUGUACCUGAUGGUGCAUUUGUGUUCGGAGAUUCAGAUAAGUCAGCCAGUGUAAGAAAGCUGUUCUAUGUGAUAGAUAGUUUUAGUGACUAUAUGGAGAAGGUAAGCUCGCUAUCUCAUCAGAAUGGAGAGCUUCACUCAACCAUUGAUAAGCAGAUACUCGACAUUGAACAGCUGAAGAGGCAAGUCGAAGAGCAUGCAUCCAAUGAGAAAAAUUCCGAUAAGCUGAACAAGUUGUUAGAGCUGGAAUCAGGUUUACAGCUUAUUGCAAAGAAGCUGGGUGCCGGUGAUGUGAUGGAUGAUUCCAAAGUAAAUGGGGAAUUAUGGCUCCUUCCCUUGCUCGAAAAACUAGUUGUAGCCGUGAUGCACGAAUCUGAAACUUUGAAGCUAAAAAAUGAAGAUCUUAGUGCUAAACUGCUCGGGGCCCAAAAGGCUGUGGAUGAUUUGUCGAACAAGGUUAAAUUACUAGAAGAGACUAGUAAAUCGAGAGCCAUUCUACCAGAGAUAGACCGGGAAAGAGGAAAAUCCAUAGCUUCCUUGUCUACUCAGACGGAGAUAGCAGAAAUGCAAGAUGUGGAAGGACUUGGCAACAGCAACAACAGUCCUGUUUCAUCUGCUGCCCAUGUGCGCCCAUUGAGGAAGGGUUCUGGCGAUCACCUUGCUAUCAAUAUCGAAUCUGAGUCCGAACGGUUGAUUAAUGAUAAGGGACGCGAGGAAGAUAAAGGUCAUGCAUUCAAGCCGUUGGUUACUUCUGGUAUGAUUCCUAGACAUGGGAGAACAGUUGCAGAUCGCAUUGAUGGAUUCUGGGUGAACGGGAGUCGAGCUUUGAUGAGUCAUCCGAGAGGAAGGUUAGGAGUCAUUGCGUACUGGCUCGUCUUACAUAUUUGGUUAUUCGGCACAUUAUUGUGACAAGCAAGGAAGCAAAGCAUACAGCAGUGAUUGUAGGAUAGAUUAUAAGCUGUUGUUUAUGUUAGACACUUUCCUAUAUGUAAAUGUAAAUGUUCCAUCACUCACUCUCCCAAUUUGUUUCUCUGCAAUCGAAUAUUAGGGAUUCAGAGAUUUUAGCCCAGAAAUUGUUCUUGCUUCAGUCAGGGAAUAAAUUUGGUGUUUCAGAAUGAAUGAAGCAUACGUAAUUAUUGA
Molecule: messenger RNA, 6106 nt
Organism: Salvia splendens (bonfire salvia)
Lineage: Eukaryota; Viridiplantae; Streptophyta; Magnoliopsida; Lamiales; Lamiaceae
Product: myosin-11
Exons: 8
Coding region: 287-5875 (1862 amino acids)
Source: RefSeq, a predicted model, not a curated record